Molecule: messenger RNA, 1567 nt
Organism: Ipomoea nil (Japanese morning glory)
Lineage: Eukaryota; Viridiplantae; Streptophyta; Magnoliopsida; Solanales; Convolvulaceae
Product: eukaryotic translation initiation factor 4B3-like
Exons: 2
Coding region: 131-1321 (396 amino acids)
Molecular function (GO): mRNA binding; translation initiation factor activity
Source: RefSeq, a predicted model, not a curated record
AGAUAUAUUUCCGUUUCACACGCACCGUAGGAUUAUUGAUCAUAUCGGACAUGUUAUAUAACUGACGAAACCGAUCUCUUAGCGUUACGCAAAAAUCCUAAGAGAUUGGCAGAGAAGAACUCCUAAGAGCAUGGCGGCAACUGUGAGCGUGUGGGGAAAGCCGGGAGCUUGGGCCUUGGAUUCUGAGGAGAAUGAAUCCCAGCUUAAGCAGCAGUCAGUUAACGACGACACCCAAUCUAAAGGUAGCGGCGGCGGCGCUGCGGCGGCGCUUUCCGAUUUCCCUUCACUGGCUACCGCCGCCGCCGCCAAGACUAAGAAGAAGAAGCCGCAAACCUUGUCUUUGCAGGAGUUUUCCACUUACGGCUCUGCUAAGCAGGUUCAGUCCGUAGGCCUCACACCUGAUGAGAUGGUUUCUCUUCCGACUGGCCCUCGCGAACGAACUGCUGAGGAGCUCGACCGCUCUAGGCUCGGUGGUGGGUUUAAAUCGUACGGUUCUUCGUACGACAGGCCGGCUCGGGGCUCGUCGGACGAGUCUGGCCGGCGAGGCGGGUUCGGUAGGGACUCCAGUCGUGAAUUUACCCCUUCUCGCGCUGACGAGACCGAUGACUGGGGAGCAUCCAAGAAAUUUACACCCGGAAACGGUUUUGAGAGAAGGGAAAGAGGGGAGAGGGGAGGGUUUUUCUCUGAUUCGAAUUCCCGCGCUGACGGGUCCGAUAAUUGGGCGGCGAAUAAAUCCUUCGUCCCGUCCGAGGGUCGGAGGAUUGAGAGGAGAGUCGGGUUUGAAUCAAGCGGCGGCGGUGCUGAUUCAGAUAAUUGGACAAAGAGGAAGGAAGAUGAAGGACGGAAAUUCGGUGCAUUUGAUAGUUUAAGAGAGAAAAGAAUGAAUAAUGUUUCAGAACCCGAGGCUUGGGGGAGAAAGAGAGAUGACAGUAAUGGCAGACCAAGGCUAAAUUUGCAGCCCAGGACAAUUCCCAUAGGUGAAGGGCAGCAGAACGACAAUGGAACCACAGGGAAGCCAAAGGGGUCGAACCCAUUCGGGCAAGCUAGGCCGAGAGAAGAGAUUCUGAAGGAGAAGGGGCAAGACUGGAAGGAGAUUGAUCACAAGCUGGAGUCUUUAAAGAUGAAGGAGGCUGGAAAGAAGAGUUCUGGGAGCAGUAAAGAAGGAGCUUCUCCUGAGAAGAGGACAGAAAGGAGUUGGAGGAGGUUUGAUAUGAAUGCUGAUACUCAUUCCAGAGCUGAGAACACUGUAAAUGGAUCUUCGGAGGAAGCUGGAGCUGGAGAAUGCAAAAGUUACGCUGAAGCUUGCCAACGAGAGAACUAGUGGUGCAGAAAGGGUUUUGAGAUGCUAGGCUAUGAGACAAUACACACUUCUAUUUUUGUUAAUAAUCUGUAAGCUUGUUUAAUUUCUUCCAUUGUGUAGUGGAAAAAGUGAAGCAAUUUUUGUAGACCUACAAAAUUAGAACCUUUAUCUGAUGACUCUGCUUAUGUUCUAGUGAAUGUGGAGUCGAUACAAUCAUUUGUUAUUACAAACAAGAACAAGAAUAAAAAUGUGUUUAGAUUGGUGUCA